Messenger RNA from Protopterus annectens (West African lungfish), 1810 nucleotides. RefSeq names its product NK3 homeobox 1 (gene NKX3-1). The transcript is spliced from 2 exons. The record is from RefSeq and is a predicted model, not a curated record. Gene Ontology annotation, biological process: cell differentiation; regulation of transcription by RNA polymerase II. Gene Ontology annotation, cellular component: nucleus. Gene Ontology annotation, molecular function: RNA polymerase II cis-regulatory region sequence-specific DNA binding; DNA-binding transcription factor activity, RNA polymerase II-specific. Lineage: Eukaryota; Metazoa; Chordata; Ceratodontiformes; Protopteridae. Bases 149 to 868 code for a protein of 239 amino acids.
UAGUUGUGUUGUCAAGCCAACAGUCUCAGGCACCGUCUGUCCUCUUUGGAUAUUAAUAAUAGUUUGGUUCAAUUAACUAAUUGAGAAGCUGAUCUGGCAAAAAAACAUCUGCCUGGAUUCGAGUCUAUUUAUAGAGGGUCAUUUAUUGAUGUUGACAAUGUCAGGACUCUCUGCAUUGUCAGCCAAAGUAGGGAAGUCAUUCUUUAUCCGAGACAUCCUGAGUGACCGACUGGGCAGCGAACCACGGGCACCAUACCCAGACUUACUCCCUCAGCAGAAGUACUCUGCAAAGAGUGAAACGCUGCCAGAUCCGUACAAACCAACUGAUGAUAGUGCCUUGUCCUUAGCAGAUGUGAUCAAUGAUCCUGUCUCCUGGCACUGGAGCAGUAAGGACCCUGAGCAAAGCGAGGACACAGCAGUGUUGACAACAGCUCAGAACUCGUUUCUAAGUAAGAAAGAAACCUUCAUGGCAACAUUAAUAACCAGCUCACAAAAACUGGACAAACACACAAACAGUAAUCUGAAACAACAGAAGCGAUCCAGAGCAGCCUUCACACACACGCAAGUGUUAGAGCUAGAGAAAAAGUUUAGCUACCAAAAAUACCUGACAGCACCCGAGCGUGCUCACCUGGCAAAGACUCUGAAACUCACUGAAACCCAGGUAAAAAUUUGGUUCCAGAAUCGCAGGUACAAAACCAAAAGGAAACAACUGAGUCUGGAAAAGGAUGACCUCACAGGUGAAAGAAGGCUGCCCAGCUAUGCUUCAGAAAAUGAAAUUUGCAAGGUGUCAUUAAUGACUACGUUUCCCAGCUACCAAUGCUAUCCUUAUCUGUGUUAUGUAAAUACUUGGUGUCCGUCUCUGUGGUAGUUCAGAGAAGCACACAAAAUCCUUUUAUUUAUUUGUAAUUCACAGGUGCAUCUACUUUUAAUGGACUUUACUAUUCCAUCAGUGGAUAAAACAGACUGAUUAAGGGACUGUUACCAAAUAGCAUAGCAUUUGUAUUGUAGAAGCAAGUGUUUUCAGAUUGUUAGGCUGUUUAAAGAUUAAAUACCAUAAUACUGUGUGGAAAAAGGUAUAGAAUGUGUUCUGAUUUGUAACUUGAUAUGUAUGUGAAAACAAUCAUUUAUGAGAUAUUUUCCUCCUCAGACAAAAUAUGUACAAGGGAAGUGAAUGCAGACAGAUUGACUUAUUAAAAACUAUAGAUGUGCUGAUUGAAGGAUAUUACAUUUAUUUCCAGCCACUAUGUCAACUUUUCCUAAGGAAAUCAGUCUUAUAAAUCAAACUGUACAGUGUUUACAUCUUAAAUGCAUUUUGUAAAGAUCAAUGAAUCCUUUAUACACUUGAACAUUCUAUAGAAUAGUAUCUGGCAAAAUAAAUACAUAAAUAAAUACAUAGGGAUAAAUACUGUGAUCAGGGUUCAAUAAAAUAAACACAUAUAGUUAUUUUGUACCAAAUAAAUUUGUAAAUAACAAAAUGUGCUAAUUUAGAAUUAACUGCAAAGAGUGGCUGUAUCCAAAGUGGUAUUUGCAGAGUUGUUUGCAGAUUCUCAGUUAUUUUCUAUAUUAGAAAUGUGCCAUAAUGCAGCGGAAGGUUUUUUUAUGAAACCAUAAUUUUUUUGAAUUAUUUUUUUGUCUUUAUCUGUUAGUGGUAUAUUCAUAAUGAAAUAAACCCAAAGUUUUUCUGAUUAUAUCAUAUAUAUUUGAAUUUUGCUGUAGUUAAUUUGAGGUUUGGGUAACCGUCUCAACUGACUUUUAUUCACAGUUACAUAAUAGUUUGUACAUAUUCUUGAAAGUUAUUAAAUUAAACUGA